Molecule: messenger RNA, 2235 nt
Organism: Tauraco erythrolophus (red-crested turaco)
Lineage: Eukaryota; Metazoa; Chordata; Aves; Musophagiformes; Musophagidae
Gene: SLC16A7
Product: solute carrier family 16 member 7
Biological process (GO): plasma membrane lactate transport
Cellular component (GO): basolateral plasma membrane
Molecular function (GO): lactate transmembrane transporter activity
Source: RefSeq, a predicted model, not a curated record
AUGCCACCAAUGACAACAGCGCCCCAGUACCCGCCUCCAGAUGGAGGUUGGGGGUGGGUUGUGGUCUUUGGGGCUUUUAUCUCCAUUGGAUUUUCCUAUGCAUUCCCCAAAGCCAUCACAGUAUUCUUCAAAGAAAUACAGGAAAUCUUCCACACAUCAUAUAGUGAGAUAGCUUGGAUAUCAUCAAUAAUGUUGGCUGUCAUGUAUGCAGGAGGUCCCAUAAGCAGCAUUUUGGUGAAUAAGUAUGGUAGCCGGCCUGUGAUGAUAGCAGGAGGUAUCCUCUGUUCAUUUGGUAUGAUUGCUUCCUCUUUCUGCAAUAGUGUCCUGGAACUUUAUCUAUGUAUUGGUGUUGUUGGAGGUCUGGGUUUAGCAUUCAACUUACAGCCUGCCUUGACCAUGAUUGGCAAGUACUUCUAUAAGAAGCGUCCCAUUGCUAAUGGAUUGGCCAUGGCUGGAAGUCCAGUGUUUCUGAGCACGUUGGCACCUCUCAAUCAAUUCCUGUUUAAUGCAUUUGGCUGGAAAGGAAGCUUUCUCAUUCUGGGAGGACUUCUUUUGAACUGCUGUGUGGCUGGGUCACUUAUGAGACCUGUUGGACCGAAAACAGUCUCUCCUGCUAAAAAAGAUGUUGAAAAAGGAGAUUCUACCUUGCACAAAAACAACAAGAAAUCUUUUUGGCAAACUAUGAAUAAAUAUCUAGAUCUGUCUCUCUUCAAACACAGAGGGUUUCUGAUCUAUUUGUCAGGAAAUGUCAUUAUGUUUAUCGGUUUCUUCGCUCCAAUAGUAUUCUUGGCACCUUAUGCCAAGCACAAGGGAAUUGAUGAAUAUUCUGCUGCUUUUUUGCUAUCUAUCUUAGCCUUUGUAGACAUGUUUGCUAGACCUUCAAUGGGACUUGUAGCAAACUCCAAGUUUAUCCGGCCAAAGAUUCAGUACUUUUUUAGUUUUGCUGUCUUGUACAAUGGUGUCUGUCAUAUCUUGUGCCCUCUGGCAACAAAUUACACUGGCUUAGUGAUAUAUGCUGUAUUUUUUGGGUUUGCAUUUGGAAUGGUUAGCAGCGUUCUUUUUGAGACAUUGAUGGACCUUGUUGGGGCUGCUAGAUUUUCCAGUGCGGUUGGACUUGUCACCAUUGUGGAAUGUUGCCCUGUGCUCAUAGGCCCUCCUCUAGGAGGUUGGUUAGUGGAUGUUACUGGUGAAUACCAGUAUAUGUAUUUCGUCUGCGGAGUGAUUGUGAUUGUGGCCAGUAUCUGGUUGUUCAUUGGCAAUGCCAUUAACUACAGGCUUUUGGCAAAAGAAAAGAAGUUAGAAGAUGAGAAGCAGAAAGCACAGAAGAACGCUGACUCGAAGGAAGCAGAACCGUUAACACACAAUGAGAACGAAGAUGCUGCCAGCAGAGCUGAUAAAGCUCUUGAAGAUCCUUCAGAAAGAGAAACCAAUAUUUAAUCUGCAAUGUAGCUCAGAAGGCAACAUUUAUGACUUCCAUUAGAAAUAUGUCUCCAAGACACAGGCCAGGUUUUGUGGUAAUAGUGAUCAGUCACAAUAUUGGAUGUGAACAGAUUUUUGCCCCAUGGCAAGACUCUAAGUUAGAUUACUAUCUACAGUUUAUUUAUUUCAGUGAUACAAAAAUUGAGAUUACAGAGGUAGAACUUCCAUGCAAAUGAGUCCAUCAAACUAUGACUCUUGACUGUCAAGAGUCAGGUAAAUCAGACUAUACAUAAAGCCUUCCAAUGACAAAUGGUUUUGUUUUAAUAGUAUUUCUAAUGCAAAAGUAUCUCUUACUUUUAUUUGGGAAGAUACUUUGUGUUCAUCUUUAGAGUAUUGUUAAAGUCUGUUGAAAUAAUCUGCCCAAACUGUAUUUACCACUAAUAUUAAACAGAAUAUAAGCUCAACGCUUUGUUCAAAAGAGACAAAGUACCUGAGUGAAGCACACUGAAGCAUUUUCUCUUUUGUAUGCCCACUAGGUCAAAAAGAUACAUUAUGUCUGUAUAAAAAAUUACAAUAUGAAUGUAAAAGUUAAGGCUAGAAGAUGAUCAAUUGGUGGGCGCCACCUCUAAAAUACAAUAAACCGCUGAAUUACAAUAUAUUCCAGAAGUUUUUUCCUCCUGUGAUACCUGACUACAUUGUACUUUAACAUAUACAUUUGAACACAAAGUACGUUCAGACCUCACUGAUUCAAACUAAGAUAAAAUCUACCUGUAUGUAAAAGGAUUUAAAAUCAAGCUUUACAUUGCUGACAAUAGU